UAUGGCGUGGAGUGCCCUCUGCUAUAUGUUCACUGGUACCGUGAGUUCCAUACUGUAGACCCCCGAGCGUCCAUGUUUGUACUCGAGCCGGCGUCGCAUCGAGAUGGACCUAGUGCCCAGGUGGUCCCUGCAACUUUGUUGCUAAGGCCAUGUCAUUUGAUUCCGCGGUUCGGGAAACAUCCAAACAUUUCUUGG
This is a messenger RNA of Coniophora puteana RWD-64-598 SS2, 195 nucleotides long. RefSeq lists its product as uncharacterized. The record is from RefSeq and is a predicted model, not a curated record. The transcript has a single exon. Lineage: Eukaryota; Fungi; Basidiomycota; Agaricomycetes; Boletales; Coniophoraceae. The annotation marks the transcript as partial.